This is a messenger RNA of Aspergillus sclerotioniger CBS 115572, 621 nucleotides long. RefSeq lists its product as uncharacterized. The record is from RefSeq and is a predicted model, not a curated record. The transcript is spliced from 3 exons. Lineage: Eukaryota; Fungi; Ascomycota; Eurotiomycetes; Eurotiales; Aspergillaceae. The coding region runs from base 1 to 621 and encodes 206 amino acids.
AUGAAACGUCGAUCCCCUCCUUCACUUCCCUCUAUCACAACAUCCUCCCGUCGAACGACAGAGAGCCCUUUAUCCUCAGCCACUCCAGGGUCUAUUCCACGAUACUCUCCAUCUGCGGCCCUCCUAUCCCCACACCCCCAAAAAUCUAAACCCACCCACAAACCCCCAAAAUCCCUCCCCAAAAUCCUCACCCAUCUGCGCACCCCCCUCCACCCCCUAAUCUCCAGCACCACCGGCCUCACCCACCCGGACUUCCCCUCCAGCCUAUUAACUUACCAUCUCCUAACCUCCACCCAACUCGACAAUCUCGCCCGGCACUUCCACCAAUUCUACCCCCCCGUGCGUCCUACAUUCUGGUACCCGAUUACCAUCCCCCCCUGGCUGGGCACAGCCGAUCAAGGGAAUGUGGAUUUGGAGACGAAGCGGAGGCGGUUUGGUCGGUUUAUUGGGUUGAGUGGGUGUGAGUCGCCGACUAAGGAUAGGGGGGAUUGGAAGGAGGUUCCUGGGGAGGAAUCGCCCGAGGGGAUGAUGGAGAGGAUGGAAAGGGAGUGGACGAUGGGGUUGUUGAGGGCGAGGUAUGAGGGGGAUGUGGCGAUGAGGUGGAAGACGGGGAGGGGAUGA